Nicotiana attenuata is the source of this 2286-nucleotide messenger RNA. RefSeq names its product serine/threonine-protein kinase ATG1t. Gene Ontology annotation, biological process: protein autophosphorylation; autophagosome organization; autophagy. The transcript is spliced from 12 exons. The record is from RefSeq and is a predicted model, not a curated record. Gene Ontology annotation, cellular component: cytoplasm; autophagosome. Lineage: Eukaryota; Viridiplantae; Streptophyta; Magnoliopsida; Solanales; Solanaceae. Gene Ontology annotation, molecular function: protein serine/threonine kinase activity; ATP binding. The coding region runs from base 124 to 972 and encodes 282 amino acids.
AGAAAAAAAAAAGGCCAAAAACCAUCGGCACCUCUUCUAAAAAAAAAAAUUCCCAAAGCCAGAGAAUAAACACACACAGAGUUGGCUAAAAAAAUUAAAAAAAAAACACACACAGAGAAUACAAUGGAAGCUGAUCAGCGGACGGUCGGAGAGUACACGCUGACGUGUAGGCUCGGCGGAGGCUCGUCGUCGACGGUGUGGAAAGCGGAGCACCGUACAAGCGGAAAAGUGGUGGCGUUGAAGCAAAUCAACCUCCUCAACCUCACUCGCCAACUCAAAAAUUGCUUGGACUGUGAACUCACCUUCUUGUCUUCUGUUAAUCACCCUAACAUCAUUCGCCUUUUCGAUAUAUUUCAGGCUGAAAACUGUAUUUUCCUUGUCUUGGAGUUUUGUGCUGGAGGAGAUCUGGCUUCUUAUAUCAGAAAUCAUGGCAGAGUUCGAGAAUGUGUAACUAUAAAAUUUAUGAAACAGAUUGGAGCUGGUCUGGAGGUACUAAGCUCACACCGAAUUAUCCAUCGUGACUUGAAGCCAGAGAACAUUCUCUUAUCUAGCUUGGAGAAUGACGCGAUUCUUAAGAUUGCCGAUUUUGGUCUCUCAAGAAUGUUAAAUCCGGACGACUUUGCAGAAACCGUUUGUGGUUCCCCUUUUUACAUGGCUCCAGAAAUUCUUCAAUUUCAAAAAUAUGAUGCGAAGGUUGAUAUGUGGAGUCUUGGUGCAAUUCUGUUUGAACUACUUAAUGGUUACCCUCCUUUCCGUGGUAGGACUAGUGUUCAGAUACUACAGAAUAUCAAGGCGUCUCUGUGUCUUCCUUUCUCUGAGCUGAUUAUUCCUCAGUUGCACCCUGAUUCUGUUGACUUAUGCUCGAGACUAUUGUCUAUCGACCCAGAGAAGCGGAUCUCUUUUAAAGAGUUUUAUCGACAUCGCUUUUUGAAGAUAGGCGAAGCGGGGGAUGAAAGCUUCUGUUUGAAGUAAAAACACUCGGAUAUCUUGCUAGGCAGAAGGACCAAUAUAAUUAUCGCUGUUUAUACUUGGAUUUCAAUUUUUUUUGUGUCAACUUGAUGAGCUCAGCGUCUUUUUCCUGCUGAUUACUCUAGGCUAUUCACUAGUCUGUCAGUUUCAAAUCAUGUGAAUGUGUCAUUCUCAGAAAGCAACCUGCAUCGUUGUACAUCAUAGUUCUCUUUCACAGAUGAUUCAGUCAGGUUUUACAUUCUAAUAACUACCUACCUAAACACUCCCGCAUGAAAUCUUUCAUCUUUGGCCAUCCGAGGACAAAUAAAUGAUUCUCCAAAAUCUUCAAAUUGAUCAUAUGAAUUGAGGAAAUUCCUUCAGUAGUACUAGCAUCAGUAUCAUUUGUCUCCAAAACAAUGUAUACUCUCCUGCCUCAAAAAUCUGUAUCAUUCCUUGCCAUCUGAGUAAAGGACAAAUAACUGAUUUGCACAAAUUCAAAUUGAUCAAAUGGAGUUAAUGAAAUUCCUUCACAUCUUUGACAGCUGUUGUUUGCUGACACAUUUAAAGAGGUUGGCUACAUCUUGACUUGGAAUGCAGCAGAAAAGUUCUCAUUCUGGAUGCUGAGCACGAAAACUGAACAUCUUGCAGCAUUGUGUACUUCAAUUCUGGCUAGGGGAUCAUGGGGACACUGCUAUGUACGAAGAGACAGAAGUUAGCCUACCAAAGGAGUGGAAGUAACUUCUUUUAUCAUAUGGUUCCCAUCUCUUCAUUAGACAGUUUCUCCAUGAGUUUAAGGGGUUCAAGAUGCUAUGGAAAUCAAUUCCGAGGAACUUACACCAACCUGUAAAAGUGAACAAGAUGACUGACAAGGCAACUAAGACGGAAUGAGGGCUAAGAAGGAUAUAUCUCUUUCAUGCUGUGAUUUCUGCUGUUGAAGUUGGAGCUCAACAACAACCUCCGACAUAUCCUUUGGUUCCACACUUUACAGAGUUCUUGGCUAUCUCCUUCUGGCCUUUAUGCCUUUGGUCUCUACCCAAAGGGGCAUUUCAAGUUGGCAUAUGGCUAGCCACCACACCUGAGAAGGGGUGUCAUCUGAUGAUCCUCCAGUCAUCUAGAUGCAUACCUUGGAACCAUUAGAAGGUGCCGUAGAUAUCUCAUUUCUAGCGUGUCCAGUCUUUUCUCAGGUUUUGUGUACGCGUACGCGUAGUGAAAGAGUUUCUAAGUACUAUAUGUCAGUUGCCUAGGGACAGGUAUCCUGUUAUGCAUCAGCAUGUUUUAAGGAUAUUGGUGCUAUCUUGUGUGAAUAAAAGUUUCUUAUCAAAGUAGUUAAAUGUUGAA